Messenger RNA from Notodromas monacha, 4343 nucleotides. The record is from the annotation of a GenBank genome assembly. NCBI's taxonomy places the organism in Eukaryota, Metazoa, Arthropoda, Ostracoda, Podocopida, Cyprididae.
UUGUAUUCAAGGUUUGCCGCGUUGCGUAGAAAGCAUACGUCUGCAACUGAUAUGGCAGAUUCACGUACAGGUAUGAAAAGGGAAAUGAGCCCCUCUAAUGGUUAUAAUGACCAUACUUCGGCAAAGCGUUCUCGACCUGACACUGAACAUACCGAUAAUGCGAAAAUUUUCGUCGGAGGAUUGUCUCUUGAUACGAAUGAAGAUUCAUUGAUGCAUUAUUUCUCCUCAUUUGGACCCGUCAAGGAGUGCAUUGUUAUGAUGAAUGUCAAGACAGGGCGUUCACGCGGAUUCGGUUUUGUCACUUUCAUGGAUCCUGGAACAGUGCAGUACGUCAUUUCGACGCAACCGCAUCAUCUCGAUGGUAAAAUGAUCGACCCGAAGCGUUGUUCACCUCGUUCCGAGCGUCCGGAGAAGCGAGACGAUUCUCCGAAGGUUUUCGUCGGAGGUUUGCCGCCGACGGUUACGCAAUCGGAAUUGGAACGCUUUUUCAGUCAAUACGGUGUGGUCACCGAAGUCAUCAUCAUGUUCGAUCAGGAGCGGCAGCGCCCGCGAGGUAACUGUCGUAAAUAUACGUCCUUUAAACAUAUUAAUUAGUCGGGAAUUAUAGCGUAAUGUAUACUUCGAUCAUUACGAUUCUUUAGGAUUCGGCUUUAUAGGCUUCGAGGGUCCGGACGCGGUUGACAGACUUGUUGAAGAGCAUUAUGUCACCAUCAGUGGCAAGAAGGUACUUCUCGUGGAGUGAAAAGAGCUAAUGACAUCUCAGGUUGAACGAGUGUUCGUAAUGCGACUUGUCCCAAAAAAAGCAAAUCCUAAUCGCUGAUCACUAUAGUUUGAUUCAUAAAAUGUCUUCGUUACUCGCGAAGCUAUGCUUCGUAUAAAAUAGUACACUAUUUUACUCCUCGUAACCUAUCAAUCUAGGCAUUCAGCUCCGUUAUGAGGUUAAUGUUUUCGUCUAGCUUCGCACCUACCAAGCGCAAGAAACGCGUCCGUAGAUGAAUAACACUAGAUACAAUAUUUAUAUACAGUAUAUUUCCAAUCAUAAAUUUGUAUUUUUUGGGACGUGAAGCAACGAUGGCUCAGGGAGUUCAUUUUGCUUCUUCUUUUUCCAUCUCUUGCUUUCUUCAUAAUUUUAUGCUUUCAUUUUACUUCAUUAGUUGUUCAAUGUUGUUCACCUGAUAUACUGGAAAACGUCAUGAGUUCCAGCUUGUGCAUUCUUCAGAGCACACGCUUCUUCAUGAAUUCCGUAAGGUUAUUCUCCUAUGUCCUUGAUUCGUGAAAGGAGCUGCACAGCAAUUAUCAUACUUCGUGUACCUUCUACCGGGUUCCCGCACAGUUCUAACCUAUAUUUAAACUUAGAUAUUUAAGCUUCGAAAUUGCCCUAUCUGUUGCUGCUGAAUAUCUAAAUUUGGGUUCGAUUGAAAGUUCAUAUUCAAUAGCUCCACAGCCAUAGAUCCGACAAUUUUGAUGUAACCGAAAUGUGAGUUAUUCUUGAUUUAACAUAAUCGGAUAUUGAUAUCAUCGUAUUAGACGUAAUUAUUUUUUUAAAAAGUUAAUGCAGGAUGAAUAUAGCUCUCUUUUCGGGAAUCACGAUGCUAAGAAUGCUUUUGCUGAAGAUCCGAACACCUUGUGUGAAGGUGCAGCUCAAUGCAUCCCGCUUCAGACAUUGAGUUAUAACUUUCUAUCGAAAUUCUUUUCCCUCUUCCUCUCCAUCUUGCAAUGUUGCCUGACGUGGAGAUAGAAUCUUCUAAAUUCUUCCAAACUUUUAAAAGGUUGAAAUAAAGCGAGCUGAACCGAGGGAUGUCAAAAGUCGUCCACUCAUCAGCACCAACUACAACCAGAAUUCGUACGGGAACUACAAUCAAGGUCCAAGACCAUACAUGGGUCAGGGUCCGAGAUGGAUGGGGCCCGGGCAGAACAUGGGUGGCCCUAAUCAAGAUUGGAACGAGUAUGGUGGUCAAGGGAACUGGGAAAAUUAUUCUGGUGGAGAUGGAAAUUGGGGACCGCCGAAUAUGGGUGGACCACAGCAGUGGGGACCUCGUCCAGGUGGACCGCAGCAAUACGGACCUGGUGGGCCUCAGCAAAAUUAUGGACCUGCACAAGGUGGGCCGGCGCAGAAUUACGGACCGCAGCAAGGGGGUCCGCAGAGUUACGGACCACCACAAGGUGGGCCGCCGCAAAAUUAUGGUGGUCCACCUGCUGGAGGUCCGCCGCAAAGUUAUGGUGGCCCACCUGCAGGAGGACCUUCUCAGAAUUAUGGUGGCCCACCUGCCGGAGGACCUCAAAGUUACGGCGGUCCUGGUGGAUGGCAGUCUGGUCCAAUGGAUCCGCAAGGAAACUAUGGACCGACUGAUGGUUCUUAUGGACCUCCGCAACAAGCACCUGCACCAGUUCCUCCGGCAAAUCCCGCUGGAGGCCCCAACAAUUUCUGGGCGCAAUGGAAUGACACAAGUAAUCAAGCUCCGGCUCCGGUUGCUAAACCAGGUGCGGAUACUGUGCAAUACCCCAUGCCUGGGGCACAGGGGGCGGGUGCUGGGUUAAAUCAGGUUCCCGGUGGACCCGCUCCCGUACGUGGGCCUUAUCCAUCGUAUCAAAGCCAGGGAAUGAAUCCAAAUGCUCAAGGAUGGAAUCAACAAGGGUAUGGUGGAUCAUCUCAUCAGCCCGGCGGUUUUGGAGGGAAUAAUGCCGGGGGAAGAUUUUCGCGGCCGCCGAAUCCUCAAGGAGGUCCCAACAAACGAGGAGGUUAUCAGCAACCGUACAGGAGUAAUAGAAUUUACCUGAAAGGCAGGAUCAUGGGUCCCAUGGUUGCGAUUUUGUUCGCCGGGAAACGCAAGUCUGGCAAGGAUUAUGUCGCCGAUCUCCUUAGCGCGAACUUGGACGAAACCUCGACAGCUUUCAUCCACAUCUCGGCACCUAUCAAGUCUGAGUACGCGAAAACUCACAACCUAGAUUACGAAGAACUCUUGUCAGCCUCCAGCUAUAAAGAACAACACAGAGCUGCCAUGUUGUCUUGGUCUGAAGCCUUGCGGAAAGUGGACGACGGGUGUUUCAUUCGUCCAGCAAUCGCAGAAGCGGAUCCCGAUGAGCAAAAAAGACUCUGGGUAAUCGUGGACAUGCGACGAAUCUCGGAUUUGAUUUGGUUUCGAGAGCGUCUCGGGAAAGGCUCUCUUGUCAAGACGGUUCUGGUAAGAGCUACAGAAUCGACGAGAACUUCUAGAGGGUGGACAUUUGCAGCGGGCAUUGAUGAUGCGGAAACGGAAUGUGGACUGGAUUCCGUGCAAUCAUGGGAUUUAAUAAUCGAAAAUGACGGUGAUGAAGAGCGUAUGAAAGAGUCCAUCGCUCAGAUUUUGUCGUGGUGUCCUCCGACCUGCGUCAAAGUUCAAAAAGAGAACUUUGAAGUGUCAGGAUGAUCGUAGAUCAGUUGUUCACUUUUUCUGAAGGCGAACAACGAUUGAAAAACAGCAUUUGAAGCCUCCUGACUUUAUGAAGUGCUGAUCAUUGUGAUGAUAUUGUUUUAUACCUCCGUCACGAACGAGCUCAUGUUUUUACGAGGGUAUGGGGUUACCAAAGGUGCUUUUGAAGAUGGAUGAUGCAUUGUUCUUGGAGGUGGGGAAACGGAAUGUGAUGGCAGAUAUUCAUCUUUGAGGUUUACAAUGAACAAAUUCCGUACAAAAGCGGUAAAACGGCAAGUGUGAAAAGCGUAGGAGGGGGGGGGGGUAUGGAACAAAUCUCAAUUAAUAUUAGCUCAAGCUUCUGCAAUAUCGAGAUGAAGUUUCAUAUUCCAGAAGUGAUGAAGCUCCUGACAUUUUCAUUUACCCAGAAUACGAAGUUAUUUCAUUCUUGAAGCGGCGUAUAGGUUCUCUUAACUCUUGCUUGAAUUGUUAGUAAAUGUCGCCCGAAUCAUCAGCUGACGUUGAGGAACCUGAUCGAAUCGAAAUGACCCAACCUUAAAGUGAAUAAUCUGAGCCAGUUCGAUUUGAGAGAGCUCGUCCAACCGAAGAAACCCUUCAUAUCGGUUCGAGAAUUUCAAAUGUUACCAUUAAAUAAUCAAGUUCAUCUCUUAAUUAUACAGCUACGAAGUGUACGAAAUCGCAUCCAUCCUUUUCAACUAUGCUUCUUUUGUUCUUAAUAAAAGCUUUUGAUGCGAUAGAUUUGGUUUUUCAGUCAGUACAGUAUAUACGAAAUCGUUUCACUACGUCCAGAUUCACUACGCGUAAUGAUGAACAAUCGCGAAUUCGUAGACGUUUGAAGUAGAAGAAACGAAGCUAUUUAUAUCAUUCUAUCGUGGAAUGCGGUGCAGGUUUCUGAACAGAAAAAGAGGUUCUGGAGUUGUUCUUACGUUGAAA